Molecule: messenger RNA, 2457 nt
Organism: Lingula anatina
Lineage: Eukaryota; Metazoa; Brachiopoda; Lingulata; Lingulida; Lingulidae
Source: RefSeq, a predicted model, not a curated record
CGCUAUGGGGAAGAGAAAAGUUCGUGUUAAAAAGCCAUUUCCAGAGGAAAGAAAGAAAAUUUUGAAAGAGAGUAUGCGCGGCGGUUGGGGAAAACCGGUAUUUGUUGAGUCGGAUGACGAGAGAGAGAAUCUACCUGGAGCGAGCGCUCGUAAGAUACUGAAGGACUUAGAACAGCCCUCGGAGUCUUCAGACAGUGAUCGCGAGGAAGAAACCGUAGCUACUGGGUACAGGCUUUGGCACAGUGGACAGUUGUUAGAAAGUGUCAACAAGUCGUGUGUUUGUCGUGUGUGUGGCGGCGUCGUUGUGUUGGUCGAAAGUAAACAGAAACGGCAAGGUUGGGCAUGUCAAAUGAGGUGGAUUUGCACCGUUUGCGGCGGUAUUCCGGAAGAGGGCUGGACCUCAACUUCGAGGAAGACGGGACGUUUUUUUGAAGUAAACAGGGCGAGUGUUCUCGGAAUGCGUGCAAUCGGAGAAGGCCACACUUCUGCAGCAAAACUAAGUGGCUACUUGUCUAUGCCGCCCCCAAUAUGUAGCCAUAGCUGGCUGGAACACACUCAAGCUCUGGGGGACAAAUCUCGCGAACUUGCAAGUGAGAGCAUGAUGGCAGCUGCCAUUCGGGUAAAAAAACUGCUCCACGGAAGUGAUGUGGACAUUAAUGAAGUUGUAGACUGUGGAAUCACUAUUGACGGAUCCUGGCAAACCAGAAGUAAUUCGAAACAUGGUUUCGUGGCGGCGAUCUCGGUUGACACAGGUGAGGUGCUCGACGUACACUACAUGUGCACAACAUGCAGAACUUGUGACAGUUUUAAUAGCAAGCCGCACACCGCCGCGGAAGAGAUAGAAUUUCAUUUGACACAUUUUGCUCAGUGCCCUCAGAAUCACGACGGGUCGGCACAAGCCAUGGAGGCGGAGGGUGUAUCAGUUCUGUAUAACAGAUCAUUGGAGCUGUAUAACCUUCGAUACAAUCCCUUUGUUGGCGAUGGGGACAGUUCGGCGUUCCGGCGAGUCCAGAGAGAGCAGCCAUACGGACCAGAAGUCGCCCUGGUGAAGGAGGAGUGUGUUGGUCACGUACAGAAGAGAAUGGGAUCCAGACUAAGACGAUUAGUCACAAGUACCAAAGGUAUGAAACUAAGUGAUGGGAAAGGGCUCCAGGGCACAGGCCGCCUCACAAUGGCCCGCAUUGAUUCAAUGCAGACUUUUUAUGGCCUGGCAAUCAGAAGGAACCUGCAGAACCUGGAGGGCAUGGUCAGGGAGACAAGAGCCAUUCCCAUGCAUUAUAGUGAGGAAGCUGAUCACAGUUUGUGUCCUCAAGGAGAAAGUAGCUGGUGCAAAUGGCAAGUGGACAAGGCUUGUGGCACGGAUACCUAUCGCAUGGUGGAAAAGCCACUGCCCCCCGCUGUCAUUGAGGCUAUCCAGCCAAUCAUGGAUGAUCUGUCUGAUCCAGUGCUGUUGCAAGGAUGCCUUCGGGGUUUAACACAAAACCAAAAUGAGAGUUUUCAUUCUACUGUCUGGAACAUGGUGCCCAAGGACCAGUUUCAAAGCAGUAAUGCUGUAACAUUGGGACUUUAUUUAGCAGUAUUGUAUUUCAAUGAUGGCUUGUGUAAGUCUAAUACAGAGCUUUUUCAGUCUGUCGGUAUUGAAAUGUCUGAAUCCAGUCGAAAGUGUUUCAAGAAGCUUGAUUGUGUUCGUAUCAAUAGGUGUGCCAAGGAUACAUCUAGUGCUCAGAAGGAGAAAAGACGAUCACGAAAGAGACAAAAAUUGCAACAAGUAGAUGCUUUUAGGAAAGUUGAGGGUGAAACUUACAAUUCUGGUGAAUUUCACCAAGGGUCACGCAAUGCACCUAAAUGUAAAACCUGUAACAAGCCGCGAAAAGGACACAAAAAAGGAUCAUGCCAAAAAUGAUUAUUGAGACACUGCUCUCUCAUUGCAUCUACACAAACAGUCAAAGCUUGAUGAUAACUCCUGUUUUCAUGGAGGUGUAAAAAGUGACUGAAAUAAGCUGUGUCUUGAAUUUAGUUUGGGUCUUGAAAAGUUACCUAUUUCAUAGUUUAAAAUGUUAUUGCUAUUAGGACUUGCAUUUCAUAAUUUUUAUCUUGUUCUCUGAGCUUUUGUUUGCUUUGAAAUAGGCCUUAAAACUGUUGAUAAUAAUGAUUUUUUGCCCAUGGGCUAGAAGACAAAUAUGACAAAGUUGAUGCAUCCCAGUUAUAUUUUAUGUAAAACAUUUUUGAUAUUCUACAAGUUAGUGGAAUGGCCUAGGUGAAAAAGUGCUUUUUAUUACCUAGUUAUCAUGUUGUUGGUUUUUGGAAAAUCAAUUGCUCAGAUCAGCAUAGUUGUUUUUUUUUUUUAGUAAUUUUAUUCUGCAUUUUAUGCGAUUAACCUGUUUGUAGUCAGAUGUAAAAAGACUCACGUGUAGUUUUGAUGUCUAUACUUCACUACAGUUACAGACAUUGGUGCAU